AUGUCGAACAGCUACUCUGCAGACAAGAGUUUCUGCUAUCUCAUCUCGUGUUUCAGGGCCAGAGUGAAAACCUACAUCCAGGUGGAGCCGGUGCUGGACUACCUGGACUUUCUGCCCGAUGCCGUGAAGGAGCAGAUCCAGAGGACCGCGGUCAACGCUGGGAACAUGCAGGCGGCUGAUGAACUUCUGAACGCUUUGGAGAAGGGAGGCUGGCCCCCCGGCUGGGCUAGACAAUUUCUGGUGGCCCUUCAGAGAGCAGGUAGCGUUUUAGCCGCCCGCUACCUGAACCCAGAGCUCACUGACCUGCCUUCGCCAUCCUCCGAGAAUGCUCAUGAUGAGUGUCUCCAACUGCUGAACCUCCUCCAGCCCACCCUGGUGGACAGACUUCUGGUUAGAGAUGUCUUGGAUAAGUGUGUGGAGAAGAAACUGUUGACAAAUGAAGACCGUAAUCGGAUUUCUGCUGCAGAAAACAAUGGAAAUGAAUCAGGUGUAAGAGAGCUACUGAAAAGGAUCGUGCAGAAAGAAAAUUGGUUUUCUGCAUUUCUGGCUGCUCUGAGUGAAACGGAAAACCAUGCCCUUGUCCAAGAGCUAACGGGCACCCCUGAUUUUGAAAGCAAUGCAGAGAGAAAGAAAGAGCAAGUCAGGGGAGGGACAAGAGGACUCCAGGGUGAACAAAGAUCCCAGAACCUGAGUGGAAACCGAGAGGAGCUCAACCCACUGAGCCACCCAGAGACUGAGAAUUUAUCACAAGAAAGUGGCCCUGACGUUCAAGAGGCAGUUGUUUUAGCCACAGGUCAGCCAAGUCCCGAGGGAGCGGGCUGGGACGAGGAGAAUGAUUCACUGGAAUUGUCUUUGGUGGAUUCUUCUGUUGUCUCAGAAUCAGACACAAGUUUGGCAGAAGGAAGUGUCAGCUGCUUAGAUGAAAGUCUUGGACAUAACAGCAACAUGGGCAGUGAUUCAGGCACCAUGGGAAGUGAUUCAGAUGAAGAGGAUGUGGCAGAAAGAGCAUCUCCUGAGCCAGAAUUGAACCUCAGGCCUUACCAAAUGGAAGUCGCCCAACCAGCCUUGGAGGGGAAAAAUAUCAUUAUAUGCCUCCCUACAGGGAGUGGGAAAACCAGAGUGGCUGUUUACAUUGCCAAGGAGCACUUGGACAAGAAGAAAAAAGCAUCUGAACCUGGAAAAGUUAUAGUCCUUGUCAAUAAGGUGCCACUAGUUGAACAGCUCUUCCGCAAAGAGUUUGAGCCAUUUUUGAAGAACUGGUAUCAUACAAUUGGAUUAAGUGGUGAUACCCAGUUGAAAAUAUCAUUUCCAGAAGUUGUCAAAACCUAUGACGUUAUCAUCAGUACAGCUCAGAUCCUCGAAAACUCCCUUUCAAAUUCAGAAAAAGGAGAAGAUGAUGGUGUCCAGUUUUCAGACUUUUCCCUCAUCGUCAUUGAUGAAUGCCAUCACACCAACAAAGAAGCAGUCUAUAAUAACAUCAUGAGGCGUUACUUGAAACAGAAGUUGAAAAACAAUCAACUCAAGAAAGAAUGCAAACCAGUGAUUCCCCUACCUCAGAUACUAGGACUAACAGCUUCACCAGGUGUUGGAGUAGCCAAAAGACAAGCUGAAGCCAAGGAUCAUAUUUUAAAAAUAUGUGCUAAUCUUGAUGCAUGUACCAUUAAAACUGUGAGAGAAAAUAUUCAUCAACUCAAAGACCAAAUAAAAGAGCCAUGCAAAAAGUUUGCAAUUGCAGAUGACACCAGAGAAGACCCAUUUAAAGAUAAACUUUUAGAAAUAAUGAACAAGAUUCAAAGUUUUUGCCAAAUGAGUCCAAUGCCAGAUUUUGGAACUCAACCCUAUGAACAAUGGACCAUUCAAAUGGAAAAAAAAGCUGCACGAGAAGGAAAUCGCAAAGAACGGGUUUGUGCAGAGCAUUUGAGGAAGUACAACGAGGCCCUACAAAUUAAUGAUACAAUUAGAACGAUUGAUGCAUAUAAUCACCUUGAAGCUUUCUAUAAUGAUGAGAAAGAAAAGAAGUAUGCAGUCCAAGAAGAUGAGAGUGAUGAGAGUGGUGAGGACGGAGAUGGUUGUGGUGAUGAAGACGAAGAUGAUGAAAAGAAACCUUUGAGCCUGGAUAAGACAGAUAGAUUUCUCAUGGAUUUAUUUUUCGAAAACAGGAGAAUGUUGAAAAAGCUGGCUGGAAACCCAAAACAUGAAAAUGAAAAGCUGACCAAAUUAAGAAACACCAUUAUGGAACAAUAUACAAGGACUGAGGAAUCAGCCCGAGGAAUAAUUUUCACAAAAACACGACAGAGUGCAUAUGCCCUUUCCCAGUGGAUUACUGAAAAUAAAAAAUUUGCAGAAGUAGGAGUCAAAGCCCAUCAUCUGAUUGGAGCUGGACACAGCAGUGAGUUCAAGCCCAUGACACAGAAUGAACAAAAAGAAGUCAUUAGUAAAUUCCGCACAGGAAAAAUAAAUCUGCUUAUCGCUACCACAGUGGCAGAAGAAGGUCUGGAUAUUAAAGAAUGUAACAUCGUUAUCCGUUAUGGUCUCGUCACUAAUGAAAUAGCCAUGGUCCAGGCCCGUGGUCGAGCCAGAGCUGAUGAGAGCACCUACGUCCUGGUUGCGCACAGUAACUCAGGAGUUAUUGAACGUGAGAUAGUUAAUGAUUUCCGAGAGAAAAUGAUGUAUAAAGCUAUAGACCAUGUUCAAAAUAUGAACCCAGAGGAGUAUGCUCGUAAGAUUUUGGAAUUACAGAUGCAAAGUAUAAUGGAAAAGAAAAUGAAAAUCAAGAGAAGUAUUGCAAAGUGCUACAAGGAAAACCCAUCUUUAAUAAACUUCCUCUGCAAGAAUUGUGGCGAGCUAGCCUGCUCUGGAGAAGAUAUCCACGUCAUAGAGAAGAUGCACCACGUCAACAUGACACCAGUAUUCAAAGAACUCUACACUGUGAGAGAAAACAAAGCCCUGAAAAAGAAAUUUGUAGACUAUCAAACCAACAGCGAGAUUAUCUGCAAAAAAUGUGGCCAAGCUUGGGGGACGAUGAUGGUGCACAAAGGCUUAGAUUUGCCUUGCCUCAAAAUAAAGAAUUUUGUAGUGGUUUUCAAAAAUAAUAUGCUAAAGAAACAGUACAAAAAGUGGGUAGAAUUACCUAUCACAUUUCCUGAUCUUGACUAUACACAAUAUUGUUUGUUUAGUGAUGAAGAUUGACGUUUGAUUUGAGAACCUUUAAAAAUAUUAUCAACUUAACAUUUAAUAUGAUACUGAUUAAUAUUUUUACUACUCCAGAACUGAUAUGAGUAUUAAUAAAAUCAUUGCUUUACUCUGCAUUGAGCUGUGUAGAGGAAGACAAUAUAAUGUACUUUCAAGUAUCUAUCUUGUGGAUAGGCAGGGGUAAAGAAUACCCACCAGCAAUACUCAUUAGUGUGGAGCAUUAUGGUAUGUGGAAAGAAUGCUGGAGCAUAAAUGAAGAUCCAACGUAUCACUAUCAGUCCUGUCAUUGAUCUUCAAAAUAAAAUUAACCAA
Molecule: messenger RNA, 3504 nt
Organism: Lutra lutra (Eurasian river otter)
Lineage: Eukaryota; Metazoa; Chordata; Mammalia; Carnivora; Mustelidae
Gene: IFIH1
Product: interferon induced with helicase C domain 1
Exons: 17
Coding region: 1-3189 (1062 amino acids)
Biological process (GO): response to virus; innate immune response; positive regulation of interferon-beta production
Cellular component (GO): cytoplasm
Molecular function (GO): DNA binding; single-stranded RNA binding; double-stranded RNA binding
Source: RefSeq, a predicted model, not a curated record